Molecule: messenger RNA, 723 nt
Organism: Kickxella alabastrina
Lineage: Eukaryota; Fungi; Kickxellomycota; Kickxellomycetes; Kickxellales; Kickxellaceae
Exons: 1
Coding region: 94-648 (184 amino acids)
Source: RefSeq, a predicted model, not a curated record
AUUUUCCAGUCGUUAAUAAUUAAUCGUAUUGUCUUUUUUAUUUAGCUUCUAUACCUGUACACAAAAUCAUCUGUUUAAUUUAAUAAGCAAAAAAUGCUCGACUAUCCGCCCGUAUACAGCGCCAACCAGACCGGUAACAAUUCCUAUGGGUACGUCACGCGUAUCAGCGCCCUACAGAACCUUGUCAAAAGGAAGCGCUAUGACAUAUCUAUUUGGCUGCAGUCGGGGCUCAGCGUCAUUUAUGCGACCGAGUUGGUCUAUUACUUUAUACGGCUUCGGAGCGUGGCAGGCGCGCGGGCAGCAUCAUGGCGAUCCGGCCUGAUGCUCGUUCUGCUGAUAAUGGACAUUGCUUUGAUCUGGCUGACUGUGCGCAGCAAAAAGUUGGAUAUGUGCGGCCACAGUGUGCAGGCCAAUUUUUCAGCUGCUAAUGGUGUUGGAAUGGGGCCUCGCGGCUAUAACGUCGAGGGCAAUAAUCCCUUUGCAACACCGCUUCACAGAAUUGGCGCGCAUGCUGACGGCAACCACGCCACGCAUCUUCCCGAAUUAGGACGCAGCCAUGAGCCGUCUCCCUAUGUGCCCGCACCCCGUGCGCCAGAACCAGCGCAUGCCGAACUGAGAAGCCACUUGCACACACCCAUCACCGGGUAAAGCAAAAAAUAUUGAGCACGACCAUGGCCACAUCAGCAGCCGAUAAACAAGUUUUGAAAUAAAUUCGAUUGAAUA